UAGACAACAACCAGCAAUGGGUACUUGCAUAAAGCAGCGGCAUAAGUUAUAAAAACCUUCUCUGAUUGGAUAAAUUUCUUUCUUGACCUACUAUUGUUGGAGAGGCCACCUGUAUUUGGAAAUAACAAACCACAGUACUAAAGCGGACAAAGUGACCAUAUUUCUUUUCCGGGAAAUCCGGAAGUUGGACUAUACUUACCCAACUUGUAACUGUGGUGGCGCAGUAGUGAUCGGUGGCGCGCUGAAAAUUCAAAAUGGACGAGGAAGUGAAAACAGCAAGAAUGGAUAAUACUGCCGUUUCCAGCAAAGAACAGGCAAGCAUUGUCGAUUGCCUGAAAAAUCUAAUGUUAGAUGAGAAAACAAAGGAUGACCAGAAACCAUUUUGCAAGGCUUUCAGGAAAACAGGCUUGGUGUACGAUGAAAGGAUGCAAAAGCAUUGCAAUGUGUGGGAAAAGGAUCACCCAGAAUGCCCACAGAGAAUAGAAAGAAUUUACCAACAGCUAUGUCAUUCCGGACUCGUUGAGCGAUGUGAGAGAAUCAAAUCGAGAUCAGCCACAUUUGAUGAACUUAACUCAAUACACAGUGAGCGACACAUAUCCGAAAUGAAGGAAUGCUGUGAUAAAUCGCCAAGAGAAUUGUACAAGAGAGGGGAAGACUUUGAUUCUAUUUACCUAAGUCAACAUGUCUAUGAAUCUGCCACGCUGUCUGCUGGUUGCACCUUACAGCUUCUUGAUGCUGUUCUAACAAACAAGGUUGACAAUGGAGCAGCUGUUGUAAGACCGCCCGGCCAUCACGCAUUUUCUGACUAUCCAAUGGGAUUUUGCUAUUUCAACAACGUAGCCCUGGCUGCACAUUUCGCCAAAACCAAAUACGGAUUGAAAAGAGUGCUGAUCGUCGAUUGGGACAUCCAUUGGGGGAAUGGAAUUGAGAAGAUAUUUGAAGACGAUCCAGAUGUACUGUACGUCUCAUUGCAUCGAUACGACAACGGCAACUACUGGCCCCAUCAGAAAGAAGCGGACUAUAAGGAAGUUGGAACAGGCAAAGGGGAGGGAAAGACGGUUCAAAUCGCUUGGAAUAAGGCAAGCCUAGGCGACAGUGAAUAUCUGGCUGCUUUCACAAUGGUUAUUCUCCCUAUUGCGUAUGAAUUUGCACCUGAGCUGGUUCUCGUUUCAUGUGGCUUUGAUUCUGGACUCGGUGACCCAAAGGGUCAGUUCUGCGUCACUCCGGAAGGCUUUGCUCAAUUGACGCAUCUUCUGAUGGGUCUGGCUAACGGAAAGAUCAUUCUGGUGCUUGAGGGGGGUUACAACCUCAGCACCAUAUCAUACUCCAUGGAGGCUUGCGUCAAGACUCUACUUGGGUAUCCUUGUAUCCCUGUUGAAAUUGGUGAGGCAGAUGACAGUGCUAUAGAAUCGAUUUUGAAUACUGCGCGAACACAAAGCAAAUACUGGAAGAGUCUCAAAUGGGCAGGCAAAAUAUUAUCUUCAACUGAUGACAUGGCAGAGAGUGUCAGCGCAAGACUGAAGGAAAUGUCAGUUGGAGAAAAAGAAGAAAAGACUGAAAGCUUCGACAAAGAGCACUGAACACUGAGUUAUUCUUUUUACUGCAUAGCAGACUUUUUUGGCAAGACAUCAACUAAGUUACUAUCGAUUUUUUGUAGUUGAAUGUGUAGUUUGGUAAGUGAGAUUUUUGUAGAAUACUGUUGUGGACCGCCAACCCUUUUCCGCAACUAAUGGCGCCCAACAUGGGAAUAGGGUGGUGUCCAAUUUUUUCUCUCCUCAACCAAUGCUUUGACAGGCAUUCUGAUUAAGCGCUUUGGCACAUGAAUUUAGGGAGUUAGUUGCUAAGAUUUGUGGGAGUAUACGCAUAUUCAUCUGAAUUUAAAUAUCUCAAGAGUUUGAUUUUCUUGGUAUCCCCGUCCUAGAGUUUACAACAAAUAAUGAUAAGGACUAUUUAAUUAUUAUGUAAUUAUUGGAGACGCCUACCAUGCAAAAAUAUGCAACGAUCAUCAAUGCACACCUACCAUGUGUUUUACGUAAAAUGUAACACAUUAAAUACCAAACUUGGAAGAAAUUAAAUACAAUCAUUGUAACACUUCCUCUUUCUACAAGAGAUACUUGUCUCAUGAGUAAAGAUGCCAAGAGAGAUAUCAAAUGGAGGGAGAAAAAACUCAAAACCCACUGCAAGACACGUUUAAAAUGAGUUCUGAAACUCGUUUUGACUCUUUGGUCACCUGCAGUCCUAUUCUUUCCCGGUGUACCAACCCCCUCCCCCUUUCUCCUCCCCCCCAUAAAACCACGCAACACACAAAGUAUAUGCAUUACAAAUUUUAUUUGAGUAGCCAUGUAUUACGCUAGAAAUGGCGGCCAGUGCAAGAGUUAGAGCAUGUAUUUCCCGAUUGCACAAAACACAUACCCAGCAUGCUACAAAAAAAUAACAAGCCAUGCCUGUCUGCGUUCCUAAAAGCCUUACGUAAUAAGUUAUUUGCCCCUAAAUAUAUUUGUUGUGUUGUAAAUAUAAUAAUUAUUAGCUGUAAAGUGUGUUCUCAAAGGACUAUUUAGAGCUUUGCUCAUAUCUUAAUUUCUGUUGUCAUUUUACUCAUUUUUACAGAGAAAGACUUGUGAUUU
Rhopilema esculentum is the source of this 2624-nucleotide messenger RNA. Lineage: Eukaryota; Metazoa; Cnidaria; Scyphozoa; Rhizostomeae; Rhizostomatidae. The record is from RefSeq and is a predicted model, not a curated record.